Messenger RNA from Lingula anatina, 1426 nucleotides. Its product is annotated as MAM domain-containing protein 2-like. The record is from RefSeq and is a predicted model, not a curated record. Lineage: Eukaryota; Metazoa; Brachiopoda; Lingulata; Lingulida; Lingulidae.
GAUAGAUAAUAAAAAUUGAAAGCUCGCGAACAUAAAUGCAUUCGUUGAUAAUUUGCACUGUUGAAAUUUGAAUUGCUAAACAUAGAGGCAACCGUCAUGGCAGUGUGUACCCUGACAGUCGUUUUAUUUUUGUGUGGAGUCGUCGUUAAAGGAAACACUGUAUAUGAUUCUUGCAACUUCGAACAAGACCUAUGCGGCUGGACGCAGGACAACACUACAGAUGACGGAGAUUGGAAAAGAUGGAAAGGACGCACCCCCACGAGUUCCACUGGCCCCUUGUAUGAUCAUACAACACAUACAAGUUUAGGAUUUUACAUAUAUAUGGAAUCAAGCCACACGGCCAAGAAUGAUAAAAUGCGCCUGGUUUCACCUUUGUUUCAACCAGAUCAGAGUCGCAGUUGCUUUGAACUCUGGUAUCAUAUGUUUGAUAAACCUUUCGAUUUAGGAUUCAAACAAGACGAUCAUAUUGGCCAAUUAAAAGUUUACAUCCGGGCUAAAGGCUCUAAGAAUUUAACACCGGUAUUCAGUGAUCAGGGUAACCAUGGAGAUAUAUGGAUCCAUGGCAACAUAACCAUCCCAUGCCAAAUGCAACCUUUCCAGAUUAUAAUCGAAGCUGUGGACACGGCUGGCUCUGCAGCGAGUGACAUCGCCGUUGAUGAUAUGAAUUUUUUCCAGUGUGAUGAGGGUCUACGAUUGGUAUGUCCAACAACCGUCAUAGCGACCCUGUCAACAACGGGUUUCACGGCCAAAUAUAGCGGUAAGGUGUUGCAUGGAAUAUAACAUCAAUAUUUGGUAUACGAUGAGCAACAUACACUAUUCAGACAAAACAGUAGACCUUCGGGUAUUUUAAUUAUUUUAACCAAAAUCGGGUUGAAGAGGGGGCUCUGCAAAAUGUUGAAAAAGGCAGCAGAUUGGUGUUUUCAUAUUAUUGGGUUUCCUAAAAUCGAAAUCUAAAUUUCAUUUUAGCAGAUAUAGCCUUGGAGAAUAGUUCCUCAUCCCCUUUUUCAGGAUUGCCUUCGACUAGGGCAAGUAGAAUAAGUAAUCGGUAUAAAUUAACUUUGAUACUAAUAUACCAAGUAUACAUGUAUAUUGUUAUUAUUAAAUACUUUUGUUAUUGCAAAAUAAAGGUAUAUAUGUUCAUUUUCAGUUUAUUCCUAUUGUCAUAUUAUAUAGCUUCAUCUUGAGCUCAAUAAUUCCUAUAUUUGUAAUGUGUUUAUACCUUACUCAUAGCACAUUAUUUCCCCCUUUUUUGUGUUUUCCUUAACAUUUCUUAAUCAUACCACGCCAUCAAGCCUUUAUCAGAUGUGGAUAAUGGUGGUAUAUAAAAUCCAUCCUAGGAUCUCCGCUGUAUAUCAACUAACUGUUGCUGAUCACAGCCUUGUAGGCAAACGUGGAACGCCGAAUUCGAAGAAUGAGCUGUAACCAC